Messenger RNA from Racocetra persica, 1809 nucleotides. NCBI's taxonomy places the organism in Eukaryota, Fungi, Glomeromycota, Glomeromycetes, Diversisporales, Gigasporaceae. The record is from the annotation of a GenBank genome assembly.
GUUUAAUCAUAUUGGCGCAUUCGAGUGAGGCUCUGGGUCAGGAAAUGGUAAAGGGUGGGCAGGUCUCUCCCUUUCAACGUCGUAUUGAUACGUCAACAAAAGAUGAUUCCUCACAAGGCGAUUCUAAAUCUGACGCCAAGUCUUCUAAACCUGAAAAACCCAACUCAAAAAAUGAUGCUGAGUCUGAUGUGCAGACUUCAAAAAAAACUAUAGUUUCUGAAAAAAAGAGCUCAAAAAAUGAUGCUGAUGAUUCUACUCAGAAACCGACUCAAGUUUCUAAAAGUUCCCAAAAAAAUCAAAAUUCUGAAGUUUCUAAGAGUUCCUUAAAAAAUGUUGACAUUAAAGAACCUGAUGUGCGACCGGCUCAAGUUUCUAAGAGUUCCUUAAAAAAUGCUGAUGUUAAAGUGCCUGAUAAAGUGACUAAUAAAGUGCCUGGUAAACAGAGUUCGUCAAACAAUGUUCCUAAAGAAUCUUCUUCAACCUCAAAACAGAAUUCAGAUUCAAACAAAGCUAAUGCCAAAGUGUCUGAUAAACAAUCUUCAAAGCCGACUAAAGUUUCUAAGAGUUCUAAAGAAUCUAAUAUACAUUCUUCGACCUCAAAACUGACUUCAGUUUCUAAGAGUUUCUCAAAUGCCAAAGUGCCUGAUAAAAAACCUUUAGAGCCGACUCAAGUUUCUAAAAGUUCCUCAAAAAAUGGUUCUAAGGAAUCUAAUAUACAUUCUUCGACCUCAAAACAGACUCCAGUUUCUAAGAGUUCCUCAAACAAAGCUAAUGACAAAGUGUUUGAUAAACCGACUAAAGUUUCUAAGAGUUCUAAAGAAUCUAAUAUACAUUCUUCAACCUCAAAACAGACUCCAGUUUAUAAGAGUUCCUCAAACAAAGCUAAUUCCAAAGUGUCUGACAAACAACCUUCAGAGCCGACUCAAGUUUCUAAGAGUCCCUCAAAAAAUGGUCCUGAAAAAUCUAAUGUACAGUUUUCGACCUCGAAGCCGACUUCAAAAAAUGGUCCUAAAGAAUUUAACAUACCUUCUUCAACCCCAAAACAGACUCCAGUUUCUAAGAGUUCCUCAAACAAAGCUAUUGCCAAAGUGUCUGAUAAACAACCUUCAAAGCCGACUCAAGUUUCUAAGAGUCCCUCAAAAAAUGGUCCUAAAAAAUCUAAUAUACAGUUUUCGACCUCGAAGCCGACUUCAAAAAAUGGUCCUAAAGAAUUUAACAUACCUUCUUCAACCCCAAAACAUACUCCAGUUUCUAAGAAUUCCUCAAACAAAGCUACUGCCAAAGUGCCUGAUAAACAACCUUCAGAGCCGACUCAAGUUUCUAAGAGUUCCUCAAAAAAUGGUCCUAAAAAAUCUAAUGUACAGUCUUUGACCUCGAAGCCGGCCCAAGCUUCUAAGAGUCCCUCAAAAAAUGGUCCUAAAAAAUCUAAUGUACAGUCUUUGACCUCGAAUCCGACCCAAGCUUCUAAGAGUCCCUCAAAAAAUGGUCCUAAAAAAUCUAACAUACCUUCUUCAACCUCAAAACAGACUCCAGUUUAUAAGAGUCCCUCAAAAACUGGUCCUAAAAAAUCUAAUGUACAGUCUUUGACCUCGAAUCCGACCCAAGCUUCUAAGAGUUCCUCAAAAAAUGGUCUUAAAAAAUCUAACAUACCUUCUUCAACCUCAAAACAGACUCCAGUUUAUAAGAGUUCCUCAAGCAAUACUGCUAAAAAAUCUAAUGUACAGUCUUUGACCUCGAAGCCGACUAAAGUCACAAACAGUGCUGAUGCUAAAGUGUCUGGUAAACCUCCAAAACCGACUCAUUCUAAGA